Messenger RNA from Boleophthalmus pectinirostris (great blue-spotted mudskipper), 1686 nucleotides. Its product is annotated as calmodulin-alpha-like. The transcript has 6 exons. The coding region runs from base 128 to 577 and encodes 149 amino acids. Lineage: Eukaryota; Metazoa; Chordata; Actinopteri; Gobiiformes; Gobiidae. Gene Ontology annotation, molecular function: calcium ion binding. The record is from RefSeq and is a predicted model, not a curated record.
UCUUAAUAGUGCGGAGGGAUAUAAUGAGGCGGUGGUUCGUCCUGUUUCUUGCACGCCUCGUUCAAGCAGCAGCUCAUUUCUUCUGUCUGUGUAGCUUAACACACCAACCUUCGCCUCUCAAUCAGACAUGGCUGAUCAACUAACAGAAGAACAGAUUGCUGAGUUCAAGGAGGCGUUCUCCUUGUUUGACAAAGAUGGAGAUGGAACCAUCACCACUAAAGAGCUGGGGACUGUCAUGAGGUCGUUGGGUCAAAAUCCAACUGAAGCUGAUCUUCAAGACAUGAUCAACGAGGUCGAUGCUGAUGGUAACGGGACCAUUGACUUUCCUGAAUUUCUGACGAUGAUGGCGAGAAAAAUGAAGGAUACAGACAGUGAGGAAGAGAUCAGAGAGGCAUUCAGAGUUUUUGAUAAGGAUGGCAAUGGCUAUAUCAGUGCAGCAGAACUGCGUCACGUAAUGACAAAUCUGGGAGAGAAGCUAACAGAUGAAGAAGUGGAUGAAAUGAUCAGAGAAGCAGACAUCGAUGGAGACGGCCAGGUCAACUAUGAAGAGUUUGUUCAAAUGAUGACCAACAAAUAAACGGACUAUCAUAGACGAUCAGUUAAAACAAUUCAUACCUCUUAUUGCAAAAUGUCCAUUUAUUCAUACUUUAUAGACAACUUAAACUGAAGUCACAAUUUACAUACCUCAUGUUGCUAAAGGCCCAUAUUUAUUCAUACUUUAUAGACAACUUAAACUGAAGUCACAAUUUACAUACCUCAUGUUGCUAAAGGCCCAUAUUUAUUCAUAUUUUAUAGACAACUUAAAUUGAAUGUGAAAUCUGUUCAUUUACAACAAGCUCAAAUAUGGACAAAACCAAAAUGAAUCUGCAUGUACUGACUUGUGUUUUGCUCUGCCUCAGUGCUGAGCUGACCAAUCAGAUCCAACCCUUUAGCAGCCUCUGCAGCUGGCCUGUUCAGCCUCUGCUUUUCUGCUUCUGGUUCCAUCUGCCUGAUCACUAUUUGUUUCUAUUCUUUUCUAUAACUUACUGUAUUAUUUAUGUUUCCAUGCAUGCAGCUUUAGUUGGGUUACUGUUGAGCCUAGUGGCAAAAGGCUGUAAAGGCUGUGAGAGUCAGGUUAGUUUGGGGCCUUUAUGGGAGGGUGAAAGCCAGUUGGUGAUGGCAGGUAUUUAUAAGAAAAUAUUAAAAUGGAAUAAAAUCAUUUUAGAUUCUGUGCUUCUAGCAUGCCCAGAUAAAUGCUUUAUCUUUCGUGUUUACCUUUUUGGAGGAUGAUGCCCCAACGGGGCAUUGAUUAUGACCCUAUGGACAGUGGUGUAUUCUGUCUGAGGGGUGGGAGGGAUUUAAGGUGAUGAGGUACAACAGCAAUCUUCAGGGCAGUACCAGUCUCUUACAGUAUAAUUAUGAAUGAAUGGCCUCUGUUUACAUGUAAUCAUAGUGUUGUGCAUGCACAGAAACGGUGUACUGCCCCAAACAUUGCAUUUGUCUCAUUGUCUUUAGGGGAUGUUUCACGGGGACUGUGCUUUGCAGCAUUUAUAUCUUGUGUGCAGGUGAAUGUAUGUGUGUAUGUGUGUGCGGAGAGAAUUGUCUCAGUCCAACUGGUCUGCUCUGUUCAGUUCAGUUGAUCUGCAUUCCAAGUGUACAUGCUAGUCUUAACAUUUUGUUUUUCCAAUAAAAUACCAUGAACUCAAA